Molecule: messenger RNA, 1782 nt
Organism: Macrobrachium nipponense
Lineage: Eukaryota; Metazoa; Arthropoda; Malacostraca; Decapoda; Palaemonidae
Product: mitochondrial ribonuclease P catalytic subunit-like
Exons: 9
Coding region: 148-1782 (544 amino acids)
Biological process (GO): mitochondrial tRNA 5'-end processing; tRNA 5'-leader removal
Cellular component (GO): mitochondrial ribonuclease P complex
Molecular function (GO): protein binding; ribonuclease P activity
Source: RefSeq, a predicted model, not a curated record
GUUGCAAAGGUAAAGUCUCACUUCAGAACCUGAUCCAGUAAGCGGCGACAAACCUCGAAGAGUCGAAGUACCCAAAUUCACAAAAUUACUGUUAUUCGAGGAGGAGGCCAUAGCUAUUUAUACAGGUUGUUAACGUCUGGAAUCAAGAUGGCCAAACAGAUCCAUUUUAUCGGGAAAAUGCUGCUAGUCCCAAUUAAUUUGAGAGCACCCUAUAGCUGUUUUGUACCCAGGAGAUAUAUUGCACUUCAUUCAUUGCUAAAUGAAAGAUCAAAUACCAGGGGCAUCUCAAGAAACAUUAUGGUAGGAAGGACUUGCAAGGUUGACAGUGCAGUACCCAGACCAGGUAUACAUCAAAUUGGUAAAAGUUUUUACCGAACACUUUCCGAUCAUGAAGAUCAUGAAGACGAAACUGUAGAUUCAGACAGUGAAGACAGCCUUGUUGUUGAAAAUGAAGGGGAUGACAAGUUGGCUGUGAUAUUUCAAUCAAAAACUAAUUUAUCUGAUCAAGAAUGGAGUGAAGUGUUUGAUUAUAUAUUGAAUGAUAAACGAUUUAAAAAUGUAACUACUUUUGAUGGCCUAGUUAUGAAGCUGUGUUUGCGUUACAAAAACUGGGCUCUGGCAAAUUCGUACUUUGAGUAUUUAGAAGUGCAAAAUAAGGAACCAAAUCUUAUGUCUCUUGCUUACUUCUUGCAACUAUGUGGAGAAAAAAUUAAUGAAUGUGGAGAGGAAAAAGUCCUUGAGGCAUACAGAAAAUUAACAUCAAAAGCAAAGGUAUUUGAUGCCAUCUUGAGUGAAAACGCUUGCCUAGCAUUAUCAAAAACCAGAGAAUGGAGAGAAGUCUUCAAGUAUAUGCCAGUAUUCAAGAAAUUAUGCUCUGUACCUGGAAAAGUGUACAAUGCUGUUAUUUCUGCUUCAUUUAGGAAUGGUGACUAUGAUACAGGAUGGCAGUUACUUGAAGAAAUGUGUAAGGAAGAGAAGGGACUGUUCUGCUCAACUGUUACGGAUUAUAUCAAAUGCUGCCAGUCAGCUGAAAAUAAGGGAGACAUGGCAGACACGCUUCUUCGCAAAUUUUCCCAAUUUGAGAUUUUUCCCCAAGUUUCGGCGGCUGAGGAACUUAUGAGAUUCUUCAGAGAUGAUGUUGGAUGGUCUGGCAGAUAUGUUAAAAUAUUCAAUGAUGGAAUUUGUCCUGCUUGUGAUCAUCAACUUGAGUCAGUUAAUAUAGAUGAGGAAUCAUUUAUGAAACUUAAGGAGGAGUUUGUAUCACGUGUCUUGGUUGGAUCAGAUAUCUUUAAAACCACUGAUCCAGAAGAAUGGUCAAGAUAUCAGAACUUUGUGGAAAAGGAAGGGCCAUUUAGUAUUGUAAUGGAUGGGUUGAAUAUUGCAUAUUCUGUUGGCAAGAAAACUCACAAAGCUCGUAUGAAAAGGUUACGAGAGGCAGUCACAAAGUUGAAGCUCUCUGACCGGAAGGGCUCCAUCAUGGUAAUCGGACGAAAGCACAUGGAGUCAUGGUCACCUCAUGACCUUGAAGCUUUAAAGAAACGGGCAAAAGUGUUCACCCUUGAUAACAUUUCAAAGGAUGAUGGAUUUUUCAUUUACGCUGCUCUCCAGUCUGGACUUGGAACUCAGUUUGUAUCAAGUGACUUUCUCCGAGACCAUCUCUAUCGUUUAAGAGACCCCCAACUGCGGGAAACUUUCGUGUAUGGCAGAGAAAGCAUCAGAUAUUUGCCAUUAAUCAUCCCUCUGGAGUACACCUUGUGGUAUGUUGGAAGAUUUAUUAAAUAA